AAAUUCAAGGGAAGUCAUUCAGUGUGUUUGAGACAAACCCAUGUGAGGUUCUUGGCUUACGUGUUGGAUAGUAACAAGUGCCUGGUUUAAUAAAGGCUGCUUUAAGUUAAAAAUGGAGAUUUCUGAUGAAUAUAUUGAGAAGGAACUACUUCCUCUACUCAAACCUUGUGCUCGCCCGGAUGUGAAAAGACUUGCAAUCAGUUACAUCCUGGGCAUGACUGGGGAUACACAGGGGAAAACUCUGAUUGGUGAGAAGUUAAAAUUUGUGGAAGCCAUUGUCUCACUUGCAGCAGAUGAAGACCAUGUGGUUCGAAAGGAUGCUGUGAGUUGUCUAGUGAAUGUGACAGCAGAUGAGACUGUCACAAGUUCACUAGUACAAACAGAUGGCUUUACAGACAUCACUGUAAAAUUACUUCAGCUGGCAUUGGACCAUACUUAUGACCAAGCUGAUGCUAUGUGUGGGCUCUUAUCAAACUUAACUCGAUCAAUAGAUGGUGCUGUUAAAGUGGCAGAGAUUGUGUUAAAGGUGGAGGAGGUGGGAUUGAAAAGGUUUGUUCAAGCCAUCAGUAACAUUGAUUUUAACAAAAAUGCUAAUAUGAACCAGCUACCUGCUGUGCUAAUGAAUCUGGCACAGGUGCAAGAUGUGAGACAGGAACUUGUUUUGCACCAUGAGGAUUUGCUUCAGAACCUGCUGCCUUUCAUGUCCUUUGCUCCAUCUGUUAUCAGAAGACGUGGCAUCAUUGGAAUUGUGAAGAACUGCUGCUUUGAAUAUGAUUUACAUUCUGUUCUACUGGGACCUGAAGUGGACUUGCUGCCUCGGCUGCUCCUUCCAUUGGCUGGCCCAGAGGAGUUUGAUGAGGAUGACAUGGAGCGCCUGCCACCAGAUCUCCAGUAUCUUCCACCAACACAAACUCGUGAACCUGAUCCUGAGAGUCGUAAAAUGCUUGUCCAAGCACUUACAAAACUGAGCAGCACCAGGUCUGGGCGAGCAUACCUUAAAGAGAAGAAUGCGUAUGUUAUUCUCCGUGAGUUGCACAAGUGGGAGAAAGUAGAAGACAACCUCAGCACACUAAUGGAUUUGAUUGACAUACUCAUUGCUGAUGAGCCCCAGGAAGGCAUGGAGGAUCUUCAUAAGGUUGAAAUUCCUUUAGACAUAGCAAAGAAGUUUGAGGAAAAUCCUUAGGGUUAUCAAAAUAUGACAAAGUGGGUAGGGGACACUUCUGGGCAAACUAUCAUCGUUCUCAAAAUGUGCUGAGACGUUAUACCUUGUCUGCACAUGUUUUUUGUGUCCACAUGUGCUAAAAUAAGCCUUUCAAAAGUGACAGCUGAGUUACUAGACUUCCCUUUUUGUGUAGGCAGUAUGUGUUUUGGGCAUGAACAUAUCAAUUUGUAAAGUUAUUUUUGCAGAAACAUGCCUUUGAACUAUGAGUUUCUUUGUACAGUUUAAAGAAUAGGCAUUAUCUAGUUCAGGGAUGCCCAACCUACGGCCCGCGAAACUUCUGCCUACAGUGCAGGGAAUCGGCAUGUUUGUAAUUAAAAAACCUAAAAAAAAAAAAAGAAAACGAAAAAG
This is a messenger RNA of Pomacea canaliculata, 1570 nucleotides long. Its product is annotated as protein HGH1 homolog. Lineage: Eukaryota; Metazoa; Mollusca; Gastropoda; Architaenioglossa; Ampullariidae. The record is from RefSeq and is a predicted model, not a curated record. The transcript has 4 exons. Bases 113 to 1183 code for a protein of 356 amino acids.